GGUCCCGGGCAUGGCGGGGGCGGGGCCUAGGGAGGCGCGCAAGGAGCAGGCUGGGGCGUCCCUCGCGCCAGCCCUUUGAACCUGGAUUCGACAGAAAUGUGAUAAUGGAUCAUCAUGUUUCCACCAUCAAACCUCGAAGAAUCCAAAACCAAAAUGUCAUUCACCGCUUGGAACGCCGGCGGAUCAGUUCAGGCAAGGCAGGUACCCACUGGCACCAGGUCCGAGUUUUCCACCAGAAUGUCUUCCCCAACUUCACAGUUGUCAAUGUUGAAAAGCCUCCUUGUUUCUUGCGUAAAUUUUCACCUGAUGGACGCUACUUUAUUGCUUUUUCUUCAGACCAGACAUCUCUUGAAAUCUAUGAGUAUCAGGGCUGCCAGGCAGCAGAGGACCUACUGCAGGGAUAUGAGGGGGAGAUCCUGUCCAAUGGCAAUGACCAGCGGUCAGUCAACAUCCGGGGCCGGCUCUUUGAACGCUUUUUUGUUCUGCUACACAUUACCAAUGUAGCGGCUAACGGCGAGCACCUGAACAGGGAAUGUAGCCUCUUCACUGAUGACUGCCGGUGUGUCAUUGUCGGCUCAGCUGCAUACCUCCCAGAUGAGCCUCACCCUCCUUUUUAUGAGGUAUACCGGAACAGUGAAUCAGUGACUCCCAACCCACGGUCCCCUCUAGAGGACUAUUCCCUCCACAUCAUUGACCUUCACACUGGCCGUUUAUGUGAUACACGUACAUUCAAGUGUGAUAAAGUGGUCCUGUCACACAACCAAGGGCUGUACUUGUACAAAAACAUCCUGGCCAUCUUGUCAGUACAGCAGCAGACCAUCCAUGUCUUCCAGGUGACUCCUGAAGGCACUUUUAUUGAUGUGCGGACCAUUGGCCGCUUCUGCUAUGAGGAUGACCUGCUCACUGUGUCAGCUAUUUUCCCUGAGGUACAGCGGGACAGUCAGACAGGCAUGGCCAAUCCCUUUAGGGAUCCUUUUAUCAACUCCCUGAAACACCGGUUGCUGGUAUACUUGUGGCGCCGGGCAGAACAGGAUGGUAGUGCAAUGGCCAAGAGGCGCUUCUUCCAGUAUUUUGAUCAACUGCGGCAGUUGCGCAUGUGGAAAAUGCAGCUCCUGGACGAAAAUCAUCUGUUCAUCAAGUACACUAGUGAGGAUGUGGUAACACUGCGGGUCACCGAUCCAUCACAGGCAUCUUUCUUUGUAGUGUACAAUAUGGUGACAACAGAAGUGAUUGCUGUGUUUGAGAAUACGUCAGAUGAACUUUUGGAGCUUUUUGAGAACUUCUGUGACUUGUUUCGUAAUGCUACCCUGCACAGUGAAGUCCAGUUUCCCUGCUCAGCAUCUAGCAACAAUUUUGCAAGGCAGAUCCAGCGCCGGUUCAAAGACACUAUUAUAAAUGCCAAGUAUGGAGGACACACAGAAGCAGUACGCCGGCUGCUGGGUCAGCUCCCCAUCAGUGCCCAGUCUUACAGUGGUAGCCCCUACCUGGAUUUGUCUCUCUUCAGCUAUGAUGACAAGUGGGUGUCAGUCAUGGAGCGGCCCAAGACUUGUGGUGACCAUCCUAUCAGGUUCUAUGCCCGGGACUCUGGCCUGCUCAAGUUUGAGAUCCAGGCAGGCUUACUGGGCCGCCCCAUCAACCACACAGUACGACGCCUUGUUGCCUUCACCUUUCACCCUUUUGAGCCUUUUGCUAUUUCCGUGCAGAGGACUAAUGCUGAGUAUGUUGUCAACUUCCAUAUGCGACACUGCUGCACAUAGGUGCCGCACCAAAGCUAGAUUAUCCAGUCUUCCAAGACUUUGCCCCCUUCUUUUCUCAGUGGACUCUAAAGCAGAAGCUCCUGACUACCAGCUUUGUUGGUUCCAGGCUGAUAUACCUCACAAGGGAGAGAGCCAGAGAAAGGAUCAAGGGUGGCUCAACCUAAUGGAAUUGUUUAUUGUAUACAGUACUAAUACUGUAGGACUGAUGGAUUUAAAGUCCUCUUGCCUUUUCCAUGUGGGAAAUGCCCAGCAUUAAGUCCACUUAAUUUUUGUUUUCCUUUGCAUUUUAUUGCUGUGAAGAUGAAAGCAUUACACCUUUACCCCUUUAUGUCACUGCUUUGGCAUUAUGGUAUGCAGCCCAAACCAGGUUAAUCUUAUUUACUCCUGAGAACUAUGUACUUCCUUUCAACUUAGCCAACAAGCAAGGCUAUCUUUAUAAGAAAAAAAAAAAUAAAGCCUUGAUAUUUUCUUACUUAAA
Galeopterus variegatus (Sunda flying lemur) is the source of this 2235-nucleotide messenger RNA. RefSeq names its product de-etiolated homolog 1 (Arabidopsis) (gene DET1). Gene Ontology annotation, cellular component: cullin-RING ubiquitin ligase complex; nucleus. Lineage: Eukaryota; Metazoa; Chordata; Mammalia; Dermoptera; Cynocephalidae. The coding region runs from base 105 to 1757 and encodes 550 amino acids. Gene Ontology annotation, molecular function: ubiquitin protein ligase binding; ubiquitin-like ligase-substrate adaptor activity. Gene Ontology annotation, biological process: protein ubiquitination; positive regulation of proteasomal ubiquitin-dependent protein catabolic process. The record is from RefSeq and is a predicted model, not a curated record. The transcript has 5 exons.